UUUUUAGAAACCAUUUUGGCAAAACCCAAUUUUCGUGCAUUCUAUUUCCUUUCCAUAGUGAUACCUUUAAAGCUAAAUUUUGGAAGCUUUGUGUUGGGAUUUUGAUGGGGCUUUGUGAAGGAAAAAUGUUCUUUAGAUAGUGAGGGUUCUUUUGAUAUCAAACAUAAGUCCAUUUCUUUUGUUGCUGGGUUUGGAAAGUGGUGCUAAAAGAAGAGGGUUUUGGUUGCAAACAAAGAAGGAAAGUGUUCUUCACCUUCUAGUUGCUGAUUUUGAUCCAUUUUUGGUGUGGUUUUGAAUUGUUGAGCAAGUGUUCAAGCUUCCCUUGAGUAUGCCGCCUCGUAGGAAGGACAAGGCACCGAGAGGCCAAGAGAGUGGGCUUGCAGUUGGACGGUCUGGGGAGAGUCCUGCAUCUCACCCUAUGGGACAGGGAGGUUUGCCACCGCCGGUGAUGUCUACAGGGGAAAAUGAGACAAAAAGACGUCUCAAACUUAUCUCCACAUUUGUCAGGCUCGUGCCUACACUGUUUGAAGGUGGGACUGAUCCGUUGUUGGCAGAUGAUUGGUUUGACCAGGUGGAAAAGCAUAUUGAUGCUCUGGCAGUUGAAAAUGAUUCUGUGAAGAUUAUGUUGGCUACCUAUAACUUUACUAGGGAUGCCAAAUUAUGGUUGAAAAUGAUUGAUGCUCUUUAGGUCUAUUUUUAUAAGAGGCUUCCAUGUAAUCCUUUAUAACUCAAAACAAGUGUGGAACAAGAAAAAUUAAUUUUAUUAGGUAAUUUAUAAUU
This is a messenger RNA of Cornus florida, 780 nucleotides long. RefSeq lists its product as uncharacterized. The record is from RefSeq and is a predicted model, not a curated record. NCBI's taxonomy places the organism in Eukaryota, Viridiplantae, Streptophyta, Magnoliopsida, Cornales, Cornaceae. The coding region runs from base 329 to 688 and encodes 119 amino acids. The transcript is spliced from 2 exons.